CUUUGUCAGACAUAUUUCAGAUCUAUCCCCUUCUAAGAUUUCUUUUGUAACGUUUGAGUCAUGGCAUCAUUGUGCAGUGCAAUCUCUCAGUUCUCUCUGGACCUCUUUAAGAAUCUAAGCGAGAAGCAGGCCAGUAAUAUCUUCUACUCACCCCUGAGCAUCUCAUCUGCUCUGGCUAUGGUCUGUAUGGGGGCCCGGGGAAACACUGCUGCAGAGAUCAUGAAGUCACUUCAUGUUCAGAAGGCUGGGGAUGAUGUACAUUCCUAUUUUAGCUCAUUGAUAACUGACAUCAACAAACCAGGAGCUUCCUAUCAACUGAGCUUGGCUAAUCGGUUAUAUGGAGAAAAAUCAUUUGAAUUUCUUAAGGAAUUCAUUGGUAAAACCACCACAUUUUACCAUGCUAGCCUUGAGGCUGUUGACUUUAUUCAAGCCCCAGAAGCGUCAAGAAAAAACAUAAAUGCUUGGGUUGAAAAGCAGACAAAUGAAAAAAUUAAGAAUUUGCUUGAAAGUGGAAACGUAGAUGCCCUCACAAGACUUGUGCUGGUAAAUGCUAUCUAUUUUAAAGGAAACUGGGAGAAAAAAUUCCAAGAAUCUGAAACAAUAAAUGGGCAGUUCAGAAUAAAUAAGGUAUGUGAUGAUGAUAUAUUUGUGUAUCCUCCUGCUAUUGUAAAUUAUCUGAAGAGAACUCCAGAUGUCACCAGUUACAUCCAUGGAAAUAUCCGUGUCCAUACUGAUGUCUUGAGGGGCGGGAAAUAUAAAAUAAGCUAUCACUUGUACUCUAUGAAUGUCCUGCCGACAUUUGUAUCAGGUGCUGGGUUCAUCAUUCCAGGCAUAUUAAUUCCACCUCUCUAUCACGCUGCUACAGUUCUGCCCAUCUUUCCUCUAGAUGAUGUCUAUUUUGGAUUUCUGGCCAUUAAAGCCAAUGUUACCUUGAAGCAUGGACAUGGGUUCUAUUGUUGGGGUGUAAGGUUUGAUGCAUAUACUGAUGGAGGGAUUGUAUUAUUGGACCCUACAGAAAGGACACAGUCUGUCACAGCUGUUGAAGAUGACGAUGAAGAGACCACAUCUGCUGUGACAGAAGUGGACAAUGCUGGUGGAUCCACUGAGUACAUACCUGGGGAUUUGCCCACAGAUGACGGUCCUUCAACCUCAAUGCACGAUCUAAGCAGUACAAGCAACCAGGAAAUCCCAGGACCAAGCACAAUACAUGUGCCUCCACCAACAGUUGAGCAACAUUCUCCAUGCCCUUCCAAGUCCAGUCAGUCGUCAGCAGCAGCUUCGGAACAAUCUGGGAAGAGAAAGCGAGACAAAAUGGAUCCUGUUGAUGUUGCUAUUCUGCAGACUUUGUCUCGCCUGCAAAACAAAAGUGAGAAAGCACCAAACGUGUAUAGUGCGUUUUGUGGGUAA
Polypterus senegalus (gray bichir) is the source of this 1407-nucleotide messenger RNA. RefSeq names its product corticosteroid-binding globulin-like. The coding region runs from base 61 to 1407 and encodes 448 amino acids. Gene Ontology annotation, biological process: negative regulation of endopeptidase activity. Gene Ontology annotation, molecular function: hexosyltransferase activity; serine-type endopeptidase inhibitor activity. The transcript has 10 exons. The record is from RefSeq and is a predicted model, not a curated record. Gene Ontology annotation, cellular component: membrane. Lineage: Eukaryota; Metazoa; Chordata; Cladistia; Polypteriformes; Polypteridae.